UAGACGUUCAGUUAGUAGCAGUCGAAAAUCAUGUUCAAGGUAUCGUGCAUUUUGGUGUUUGUGGCAGUUACUGCCACCUCCGGGUACCAUCAUCAACCGGAGCACGAAUUUCACGUGGAAACUAAGCACGCUGCUCCACACUAUCAUCAUGAGGAAUAUCAUCACGAUGCUAGUGGACACGAAGAUCACCAUCAUGAAGAUCACCACCAUUCGUAUCCCAAGUAUAAAUUCGAGUACGGUGUCAAAGAUGCCCAUACUGGGGACCACAAAUCCCACUGGGAGCACCGUGAUGGAGAUGUCGUGAAGGGACAGUACUCGUUGCACGAAGCCGAUGGUACAGAACGUGUGGUGGAAUACACCGCUGAUCCUCAUCAUGGAUUCAAUGCCGUUGUAAAGAAGAUUGGACAUGCCCACCAUCACCACCAACCGCAGCAUCAGGAACAUCAUGCUGAACCACAUUACACUGCAGUGGCAUAUGACAAUCAUCAACAGCAUCAGGGUCACCACCAUGAACAACAACAUCAUCACUAUCCAGCGGAGCAUCACGAUCACGGGGAAAGCUACAGCCAUCUAUCCAAAUACGAGUAGGAGUGUUGAUUGAUCUUGAUCUGUGAUAAACUUAAAUGUGUUCCUU
Messenger RNA from Ochlerotatus camptorhynchus, 634 nucleotides. RefSeq names its product histidine-rich glycoprotein-like. Gene Ontology annotation, cellular component: extracellular matrix. The record is from RefSeq and is a predicted model, not a curated record. The transcript is spliced from 2 exons. The coding region runs from base 31 to 588 and encodes 185 amino acids. NCBI's taxonomy places the organism in Eukaryota, Metazoa, Arthropoda, Insecta, Diptera, Culicidae.